UGCCGGUGCGGGAGGAGAAGCGUGCUGCCCGAGCCUGGCACCAUGGACGCACCACUCAUUACACCCGGGGAGCUGCUAUGUCUGGGCUCCAGCCUUGCCUUCUCCGGCCUCUUCUACUACCUCUACAGGAAGAAAACCAGAGUUGUGGCACGCAUACAGGAGGCUCCAAAGCUCCAGGUUGAUGAUGAUUUACCAUCAUUGGUGUCUGCGGCUGAUGGGAGGUGCCUGCCUUAUGUUGCUCUGGAAGGCAUAGUGCUGCCAGCCAAGGCUGCGCUGACGAGCCAUUACCAUGAGAGGCUGCAGGGUGUGAUCCAGAAGCUGCUUCUGAAAGAGCAUCGGCUGGUCUGGAACAGCUUGGCCCGGAGCUGGAGCGAGAGUGAGCGGGUGCUCUCAGAGCAGGUCUACACUGUCCCCUUCUUGCUGGCCUCACCGGACACUGAGGUAGUGACACAGGUGAGCGUGGAGAGCCCACUCCGAGCCAUCUGCCUGCCACUGGAGGUGGUGUACGAGAGGUUCCAGCAGCCGGCCCACGGCUUCCGUGACCUGCUGGGGCAGUACUUGAGUGGGGAGAAGCCCAAGGGCAUCCUGGAGACGGAGGAACUGCUGCGUGUGGGAGCUGGGCUGACGGGCAUCGGGGAGCUGGCCCUGCACCCAGACGGCUCCCUGCACCUCCAGCCACCAUCCCAGGGGGGCGACUAUUUCCUGUGCCUGGGGGACUGGCAGACAGUGGUGGAGGAGCUGGAGUCUGCCAGUGGGCUCUGGAAGGGGGUGGCCAUGCUGUGUGCCACGGCGGGCCUGGCCAUUCUGCUGCACGCCCUGUGCCGUGCCUUCCGCCGCGCCCGCCUCAGGCAGCAGCGUGAGGACAAGGAGCUGGACAGCGAGGAGGCCGGGGAUGGGGGGCUCGAGGACUCCUGUGUCAUCUGCCUGUCGCGACCCCGUGAGUGCAUCCUCUUGGGCUGUGGCCACAUCUGCUGCUGCUUCCGCUGCUUCCAGGCCUUGCCUGCCCGCCUCUGCCCCAUCUGCCGGGGGCCCAUUGACCGCGUGGUGCCCCUCUACCAGGCCUGAGAACAUUUAGGGGGCAGCCAGAGAUUGUUAACACAAAGCGAAGCAAGCUUGGGGCCUGCAGUAAUCUCA
Messenger RNA from Pezoporus occidentalis (night parrot), 1134 nucleotides. Its product is annotated as mitochondrial ubiquitin ligase activator of nfkb 1-A-like. The record is from RefSeq and is a predicted model, not a curated record. The transcript is spliced from 5 exons. Lineage: Eukaryota; Metazoa; Chordata; Aves; Psittaciformes; Psittacidae. Gene Ontology annotation, biological process: organelle organization; protein ubiquitination. Bases 43 to 1065 code for a protein of 340 amino acids. Gene Ontology annotation, molecular function: ubiquitin-protein transferase activity.